GCAACUGCGCGCCCUUAUCUCUCGUCACCACAUUGCACCGGUGUUCAGCUCGUUCCCCACACUAAGCGCCACACUGGACAUGAUGUGGAAUUAUAUAAAACCUCACUUCCAGUUUCCACACAGUACGUCAGUGAAUCUAAAACCUCAGACAUGGACGACCCUCGACAAAAUGGCUCCACACAUACUCUAUCAACAACACUCCGGCUAUGGUGACAUCAAGGAUUAAUAUCGCCAGAUGAGUGGGGUCUUUUCGAUGCUCAACUCAGUCAAUCUCGGAAAAGCCUACCAUUUAAGCCUUUGCGUUUUUACUAGGCUAUUUCAUGCAUUUUUACGCACGGUCGAAUCUAUCGAAUAGCAGUUGAAAUGAUGGAAAAACGGAAACCAGAAUUUAGGCAUCUCAGUCCUAUUGUCAAUGGGUGCAAGUCCCCACAGCACGACAGCCUGACUACUUCCAUAACAGGUCGUGUCAGUGGGGAAGGGGGCGAAGCUGUUAGCGAGACACAGGAAAACACGACUGCGGCGUCGGGGGACUCAGCUGAGAGGAAGCGCGUCGCCAGGGAGCACUGCAACGGGACUAUCUUCAUUAAUGGCGUUUCCAAGGAAACGGCGUACCACAGCGAGCUAAAAAAGUUAGUACCGGUUAUCGAAUUGGCCAGGGGAGGAGGACCGGUGGAUAUAAACGCUAGGGAGCAGACGGCAGACAUUAACCACAAGGUACAGACCACGGAACUGUGCAGACCGCAGAUACCCCUGCCACUGGAUUCCCGGGACCCGUUGUUGAGCGAAACUCGAAUGGUGCAGUUGAGCCCGCUCGCCUUCCCUCUCCCUGCACGAGCGAUGCUGUACAGUAACUUUGCUCAACCACUCGCCACCAUGAACAGUGGCUAUGGUGGCGAGACAGAACAGUAUGGCAUGUACCCCAGCCAUCGGAUCAAACGACGACCCGCGCCUUAUGAGAUUGAAAUCAACGAUGAUAAUGGCUCACAGCCUAAAAUUGUGCGACGGAUCUUCACCAACAGCCGUGAGCGUUGGCGCCAGCAGAACGUGAACGGCGCGUUCGCUGACCUCCGCCAGCUCAUCCCUACCCACCCGCCCGAUAAGAAGCUCUCCAAAAACGAGAUCCUCCGACUGGCCAUGAAGUACAUCAACUUCCUGGCCAAGCUACUGGACGACCAGGAAGGUGUGGUGGGGGGCGGCAGUGGUGCUGAGGGGGCCUGGGCUCCCGAGGGCCAUGAGGAGAGCCUGGUCCGGGAGGAGCUCCUCCAGGGCAUGCUGUCAUCCAGCAACUCCAGCUGCGGGAGUCUUCUGGGAGGGGAUGGGAGUCCCGACUGCUACACCGAGGACCAGGACUCGUCCGUCGAGUCUCGGACGCAAACCUCCAGGGUUCUCCAUCCUCACUCUGGACUCCAUAUGGACGAACACAACCACAGAUGACUCAGCAUUUUGCCUAUGUGGAGAAGAAAAUAGACAAUGUGAGAAGCAGGAGGUUGGCGAUUUGGAGCAUUUUUCCACCUGGGUAGAGAGGGGUCAAUGGGGUGUGUCGAAUGGUGAUGCAUUUGUGUUGUGUACAGAUUUGCUCUUUCUCUUCUUCCUGUUUCGCUCAAUGGCUCUGUCUGUUAUUGUCCAAUCCAGAGGAGGGUGUGUUCUCUGGUGGAACAUGUCCCAGCUGCUGUUGUAAGCAGGUGAUGGAUUUGGAAGUCAUGAAAGUACAAACUAAGUUGAAAAUGAAGAAAAUAUUUAAAAACAGUGAAGGUGUUUCUGGAAAAAGGCCUGAAAUUGCAAAAUGAUACCUUUUCUUGUCUAAGGUGAAAGUUUGUGUAGGUACACUGCUUGACUCUAAACAAGAAUGAGAACUGUGUUCUUAAGUACUACAGACUACUAAAUGUAAGUGACUUGUCUUCAUUUUAGGGUCCGCUGAAGUUCAUUUGAGUUCCUUUAGAACCUAACAUUUGGGGUUUAUCAAAUAAUAAUGUCCAGACCUGAAGUCCAGAAAUUGUUUUCUUGAAGAUCACCUCAUUAGUUGUUGGAUGGCACAGUUAAUCCCCAGCACAAAUAGUUAUUCAGUGAGAUAACUGAUAAUAACCGAUAAUCGGUCAAGACAAAAAAAAGUGUGAGAUCUCAGUGUGGCUGUCAAUGUUGGGAGGAGAACAAAAUGUUUAAAAGUCUACUUGUUAAUGUGAUAUUCACAUAAACCACAUGGUUGCAACAUUUACCAUACAAAAUGUAAUUGAGAUUAUAAGUACGACGCAAGUGCACACACAAACACACCAUUCGAAGUUCACACACACACCAUUCAAGUUAACUGAGAGCCAAAACAAAGGAGGAAAUGAUUCCUGUCCAAUAACAGAACAAUAAAACAACAUUAUAAUAUCUCUGUAUCUAAAGAUAUUUAAAGACAGGUACAAGCAUUCCACUCUAAGUGUACAUAAAACGGACAAUGGAACAUUUUUUCAACUGCUUCUUUCCCUGUAACCACGGUACAUUGAGUUGAUCCUAUUUUUACACAUUCACUUCUUUCAUUUAUCUUUUAUUGAUAACAUUCAUAAAGGAAGUGUUUUACCACUGUAUUUAACAUAAUGUACAUGCUAUUUCAGCAUACUAUUGAGUAACCAGAAUUGGUACCUUUUAAUUCUAUGAUGUAUUCAAUAUGAAGUUGUUAUUUUGUAGGAUAAAACCUUUCCAUCUAUAAAUACAUGCAAUGUUAUUUCUCAGAGAAUUGUAAUGAAACCACAAAAUAAAAUAAAAUGGAGAAAAAGAACUUGACAA
This is a messenger RNA of Oncorhynchus nerka (sockeye salmon), 2766 nucleotides long. RefSeq names its product T-cell acute lymphocytic leukemia protein 1 homolog. The transcript is spliced from 4 exons. The record is from RefSeq and is a predicted model, not a curated record. The coding region runs from base 364 to 1434 and encodes 356 amino acids. Gene Ontology annotation, molecular function: RNA polymerase II cis-regulatory region sequence-specific DNA binding; protein dimerization activity; DNA-binding transcription factor activity, RNA polymerase II-specific. Lineage: Eukaryota; Metazoa; Chordata; Actinopteri; Salmoniformes; Salmonidae. Gene Ontology annotation, biological process: regulation of transcription by RNA polymerase II.